Lindgomyces ingoldianus is the source of this 3072-nucleotide messenger RNA. RefSeq lists its product as uncharacterized. The record is from RefSeq and is a predicted model, not a curated record. The transcript is spliced from 2 exons. Bases 1 to 2958 code for a protein of 985 amino acids. NCBI's taxonomy places the organism in Eukaryota, Fungi, Ascomycota, Dothideomycetes, Pleosporales, Lindgomycetaceae.
AUGUCCAUGGAUUGCGGGCAGAUGGAAGAAGACGUGUUACGAAAGCCAGGUGGGAAAACCGAUCAUGUGAUGGCGCGCUUUCAGCCCCGCACACAGACAUUGUAUUCCGGCGUAAUAUUCAGCCGUGGCCGUGGCCCCCAUUCUAACGCGAAUAUCGAGAACGCGUCCAGCAACAUGCCCCAGUCUGCCUUUCAUCACUCCCUCAGAACACCGCUGUUCAGCAUUUUCUGCCCUCUAUUGGUCAAUACAGACGUAAUGACACCUCGCCUCCCAGACCUCAUCGACUUGACACAGGAGGACUCUUCCGUUGCGAACAUCACGCCAGAGGGCUACAGCAAAUACAAACACGUCAAGUCUCCCCCAAUCAUCGCAAACGAGCACGCCAGGCCACACCAGAGAUCAAUACCUCGAGGAGUAACUGUUAGUAACAAUCGCGACAGAUCACGAUAUGUCAAAGCAGAGCAAGAGAUGAAUCCCCGGGGGAUCAAAUUACCGCCUAAGUCUAAUUUACUUCGUCUAAAGUCUCCUCCAGCCGCUGCAUUUCAGCCCUUGAAGUUAACCGAAUUGACCGAUUCGGAUGACUCAGACGACGAUCAUAACAGCCAAGAGGACGAUGACGAAAAUGAAGAGCGACUUGAUGAAGACGAAGAGCAGUAUGAGGAAGAUGAAGAGCAGUAUGAGGAAGAUGAAGGACAAGAUGAUUCCUUAGAUAAGGACGACGCAUGCGUGGACGAGACUCUUGCGAACGAAGACUUCGAGGAAGGCAUAACUAAAGACUUUACUAUUCUCACUGCGCACGGUGGAGAUGGUGGUAGUGUGACACGCACAAAAAACACACGCGUAGACCAAAAUGGCGAUCACCACACAGAACGGAAAGGAUGUCCAGAAAAACAUCGCGCAUUUAUAAAUAGACAGACGAGCCAGGGGCCUGGUAAAGCCACCGAACAAGGCUGCAAUGCCCCAACUGGUCAAAAGCAGGACGAACUAGUUGCCUUGAACACGGAUCAUGGUGACGACGGAAGCGAAAUGAGCGGCGAUGGAGAUGAUGACAGAAGUGAGGUGGGCGACGACGAGGGUGAUGACGAGCUACUGGUCCUUGAUCCCAAGGGCGAUAUCAUGAUCGUCGCGGGUGAUCAAUCAACUGGCUUCGCGCGAUUCCAAGUCAAGUCAUCUCGCUUAAGAGAAUAUACAAAGUGGAGGUCAUUUCUCGAUGGACAGAAAUCCAUCUUGCCCGAUCAACAGAACCGAGGAGAUCAAGAUGUCGCUCCCCCUCCAUCCCAGUAUAACGAAGAGGCAUGCCAGAACGCCCCAUCCGUCGCUAAAGUAGAGAACGAAGAAACCGGUCUAGGAUCCGAACCUGGUGCUAGUAUUGCAGAGAGCACUGUAUCGCCUCAGGUCGGUAGCCCAAGUAAAGGCCGAGGCACCGAUCCUUCAUUCCAUCUCGACGAUGCGGACCAAAUACUUCAGGCGAACAUUGAGGCUCAACACGAGGAGGCCACCUCCCAACAAAUGCGCUCAGGCUAUGGUGGCUGGUAUACAAAGACUUUCCUUGACUGGGAUGGCGACGAUGUGCACAAAAAGAUGGGAAGUGUAGGUGAACGCGUUGCACAUGCACUCCGUAACCCGAGCAACGGAGAACCAAAAUUGAUGGCAGAUCAAGCUCAAGAGCGUGCUCGAAAUGCAUUCAAUGACCAGAACGAUGUUUCUGCUGCUGUUUUGGAUCAUGAAGCUAACGAGUUAGACGAAGCCAACAAUGUCAGCAAUGCCAGCCCUGAAACAUAUACCCAAGAUGCGCAAGCUCCUGAACAUGAAACUAAAGCAGGACUCGAAGCGGAAGCGCAAGAAUCCUUCACCAUAGCUAGAAUAUCAAGUAACGGCUCCGAUACUUCGAAACCUCAAGCCAUCUACAUGCCCGACGACUGCCCGGAAGCCGUCGGAAUUACUCUACUCUUCAUGCACUUGCGGUUCGAUCUGUUGCCAUCGGCAAUUGAUUUCAGAACCAUUUACGAACUUGCUGUACACUGCGAGAAGUUCGGAACUGAAGGCCUUCUCAUCGACUCCAUUGGCCGAUGGAUCGAACGAUUCUUACCGAGGGCCCUUGACAUUGGUAACGUUCACUGGCUGUAUAUUGCAUGGGUUUUCCGCUUCAACCAGCUCUUUGAGGCACAUAUGCAGUAUUUUGUCUGCAAAAGUACGAAGACUGAGUUGAGGCUCAGCGCAUUCGAAGGCCAUGUACAAAAUUUGAUCAAAUUCGCUGCGGAGUCGCGUGAACACCUCGUGGAAAACAUACUAGGCGUUGCGGCGCAGUACAUGGACGAAAAUUUUUGGCACAGGAAUUACACUUGUUGCCAUAGUCGCGACAAACAGUUCUGCGCCGAACAUGCAUAUAUCUCAUUUGCAGUCAAAUUGCGCGCCCUCGGCCUUUGGCCAACCCCACCCGCCGCUUCCGCCAUUGAGAUCAGCCCAUCGACUCUCCGAGAAAAGGUCUUCGACAUCACUCUAAUCCCAUAUACUGAAGCCCACACCGGUUGUGCGGAUUUGGUGCAACGAUUCCAGGAGGACAUCCUGUUCGUCUCGUACGAUACAAAGCAAGAUAGGUAUAGUCAACACUUCUUCAAACCUGAUCCUUUGGGACGAUCAGACCUCCAGUCAAUGAUGGGGUCCUAUCUAUAUCAGUACGGCUUUGCUCCAAUGGAUUGGGGUACAACCUCGGUGGUCAAGUCUGCGAAACGUCGACAACGAAAGGAUUUGGCAGAUGAGAUGGUACAAAGGAAAUGCGCCCUGCGCGACCAUUUAUAUGACGAUGAAGACUCCGACUACGAAGUGACGUCCGAUCCCGAGUCAGAUGUAGAAGAACGAUUGGACCGAUAUAUGGAGGAAACAGACACAAUAUAUGAACUCCUGGAGGAUCUCCAGUACAUUGAUCAGGCAGGUAGGAAGAAGGCAAAGCUUGCCUAAUCUGCUCCGGCAAAGCUUUCCCACACGGAGCAGAAGAAGCAGGCUCAACCAAAACCAAGAACGACGAAAUUGCAGUCACUAGAGGAAGGUAACAAGGAGAAUGUUUACGCUGAC